GUUUUUUGAAAAUAGGGUUCAGCUUCUUUGAUGGCGACGUGAUGCAUCAUCUUUGCUCGUUCAUCGGUCUUCAGCCUUCAACCUUCAGCCUUAUCUCUUUUUGCACCCCAGUACCCUAACCACAGCCCUAUUUCGCUUUCCCCGCUCUUGUGAGUCUUUAAUCCUCUCCUGCAACCCAUUGCAUCUCCUCAACACAAAGCACGCUCUUCGGAAUGACGACAAUCGGAUACCCAUACACGCUACCGACGACAGCAAACAUGUCCUUCCACGAGUUCGUGGUACCAGUAAGCAACGAUACUCAAUAUCAGCGCCCGCUCUCAGAUGCGACUGCCUUCCGUGGCCGAUUGCGAACUGCACUCAAGGAACAUAAGCAUUCGGACCGGCAUGACUUUUUAAACAUUCAAAAGGCACUCGAGGAUUAUAUCCCAUUGCUGUUUGGCGUGGUAGCCGGGAUCGAGAACACCGAGCUGCGCUUAACGAACGAAGUCGAGACAGUGUGGCGUUGCACCAUGUCCAGCGUCUCGCUGUCAUCCAAGCAACCUCGCGUGAAGCACAAGUCGAUUCACUAUGAAGCCAUCUUCACACUUCUCACCCUGGGCUACGUGCUCAUGGACCGCGCCAACGAGUACUCGCACACAGUCCAGAAGAAGAUCCUCGUCGCCAUCGGAGAUAUCUCCAGUUACGCUGGCGGAUACGGCGAUGGAUCGUCUAUGGUAGGGAGCCAUAUCCAUCACAGUGGGAUAGCAGGCGGAUCUGGUUCAGGAAUAGGAGGAGGUGCUGGCUCUGGAUUAGGAUCAGGAAGCGGAAGCGGAGGAGGGGCCAGCAGUGGUGGUUCGCAUGGUGUCGGAGCAGCAACAUCCCGUCUCUUCAAAAAGGGUACCUCUUCCACACCAUCGCCCUUCAAAUCUACCAAGAAUACAAAUACCAUUGGCGAAUUUACGGAUUACUUAAACGACGGGGAUCUGGCAGCAAUUGAUCAUCAAUUGACGCAGGCUGCGGAUCUGUAUUGCAAGGCGGCCGGUGUCUUUGAAUAUGUAGUUCAAAGCAUAAUCCCCAGGUGGAACAAAUCUCUGGUAGCCGAUUUUAUGCAGGAUACUACUGGAGAUGUUGGCAGUACGAGUGGGACAUUGGAUCUUGGUAAGACCUCAUCAUCAUUGUCCUCAGUAACAGCAGCCAACGCCAAGAAGGUGCUCUCAGAAAGUUCUCGUCCAGUCGACGUGCAAUCUGCCGUGGUCUCUGCCCAUAUCAAGCUAGCUCUUGCAGAGGCACAUGCCUGCACUGUACGGAAAGCAUCGAUCAAGGCUACUAGGGCAUCUGCGAACAAAACAUCCGCGCCCACUUUCUCAAAAUCCGGAGCCGGAGUAAGCGUAGCAGGUGCAGGAAUAUCCAAGACCUCCUAUGUUCUUUUGGCAAAGCUCACCAUUGGCGUCAAAGAAGAGUAUGAACGCGCCUAUGGGCUGCUGAAGUCUGUCAAGGAUUUGAACGAGAUCGCGAGCGAGUUCAGGGCUCACGUCAAGGAUGCUAAGCUGUAUUAUGAAGCUUUGGCCCAGACCUUCCUUGGGAUGGAUGCCUAUGAAGCACAACAAUAUGGCAAAGCAAUUGGGUUCAUGUCGGUCGCCCGCGCCACAUUCUUGUCACUCACGAAAUCAAGUAAGGCCCACACGAUCGCACAAGCUGCCUCGUUUGAGUAUCGCCUCGCGAACGAAAAGGUGGUUGCGUUUCAGAAAAUCAACGACUCGGUUACGUUUGAACAAGUACCCACUCAGACACAGUUGCUUGGCGUUAUGCCCAGUGGCCGCGAUCUGCUCUCGCCAAAGAAAUAUAUUGCUCCAAGACCCUGCUUUGGAAGCGCGGCUACGGCGACCGAAGGGGCUCAUGGCGGUGCUGGCGACAGCAUCAAUAAAUUAUCGUAUGCGAUGCAGGGUGCUUAUUUUUGAAGCUAAAUACUCGAGCAGCAUUCAAUAAACGUUUUGACA
Molecule: messenger RNA, 1976 nt
Organism: Gamsiella multidivaricata
Lineage: Eukaryota; Fungi; Mortierellomycota; Mortierellomycetes; Mortierellales; Mortierellaceae
Product: BRO1-like domain-containing protein
Exons: 5
Coding region: 213-1937 (574 amino acids)
Biological process (GO): cellular response to pH
Cellular component (GO): plasma membrane
Source: RefSeq, a predicted model, not a curated record